CUGUAGAUUUUCCAGUAAGGACCCGCAGACGCCGCUGGAUUGGGCCGAGCUUCUUAUCUCAAAAGACACUGACGACAUUUUAACAUAAUUUAUCAUUUUUAUAAGCCUACCGCUGCCUCCAGUCGGACCCUUUCAUUUUUACGUUUUAAAGAUUUCCACGGUAUUUUUGUCCACUUUUUUCUCUCUCUUGUAUUCCGCUUGGAUUUACAAAGGGCGUGUUUGGGGGGUGAUCUGUACCGGGAGUUUCAUCUCCUGUACUUGGGCGCCUCUGAGGAAUGACAGCGACUGGAAAGGGACUGAAUGGAAACAAUGGAUUAUAAAGACCUUGGACAUAAUUUCGAGGAGAAGCUGACACUAACAGACAAGACUCUGCCCCUGCAGCCAGACUCUCAGUCCAUCCAGAAUGGGGACAAAUGUUUGGGGAAAGACCUCCUGACUCCGGACGACUCGGCCGUCUCAGAUCUGUCUCCCAAAACAGACUCCAAAACAGAGACUCCCACCAAGACAGAUGCCUCCUCCAAGACGGACGUCAGGCCAUCGACGCCCGGCUCCAGCAGCAGCCCUCAGCCCAAGAAAGAUUCAAUGAACUCGGAGCAACGGCAGAAACUUGCCAAGGAGCGGAGGGAGGAGAGAGCCAGAUACAUCGAACAGCAAACUCAGCUGCAAGCGGCGAAGAAGGCCCAGUGGCUGGAGAAGGAGGAGAAGGCCCGGCGUCUGAGGGAGAGCCAGCUGGAGGAGCGCAGGAGGAAGCUGGAGGAGCAGAGGCUGAAGGCCGAGAAACGCCGAGUGCUGCUGGAGGAGAAACAGAGACAGAAGCUCGAAAAGAACAAGGAGAGAUACGAGGCAGCUAUCAAGAGGUCGACCAAGAAGACGUGGGCGGAGAUCCGCCAGCAGAGGUGGUCCUGGGCGGGCGGACUCAACCAGACGUCCCGCAGAGAAAGCAGAUGCUCGGCCUCCACGGUCAACUUGCCGAGACAGGUGGACCCUGUCAUUAACAACAGGCUGUCCAAGUCCUCUGCCACGCUCUGGAACUCCCCCAACAGAACCCGCAGCCUGCGCCUCAGCCCGUGGGAGAGCCGCAUCGUGGAGCGGCUCAUGACGCCGACGCUGUCCUUCCUGGCUCGCAGCCGCAGCGCCGCCACUCUCCUCAACAACAGCGACUCUCACUCUCACCACUGCUCCCGUUCAGCCUCUGCCAGCCCGCUGACCGCCUGCUCCCAUCACCACCCGCACCAGAACGCCGCCGAGCGCUGGAGGGUCUCCUCCGCCAGCACGCCGGACAUCACCCUGCGGCAGCGCAGACGGAACUCCACACCGGUGGAUAAAAAGAAGAAAGAGAAGAAAGACAAAGAGAGGGAGAACGAAAAGGAGAAGAUCGCUCUCACGAAAGAGAAGGUGCAGAAGAAAAGACAGACGGCGUCACCGACGACCACGACCCAGAGAUCCAGGGCGGAGACCAGCACCCCCAAGUACAAAAACAGGCCGCCGUCGCCCGCCGCCCCCAAGAGCCGGCCCCUGUCCCCGCUGGUGCCUGCAGCGGCGGCGGCCUCCAAGACCCCGGCGGGCAAGAAGACGCCUCCUCCUCCUGGCCCCUCUCAGCCCUCUUCGUCUUCUGGCACCAAGACUCGGCCCAAACGGGCCCAGACGCCCGCCAGAGUGCAGCCCCAGACGGUCACUGCGGUCGCCGUGGAAACCAGCCCAGUACCACCCCAUCAGCCCGACGCUCCGGAGGAGAAAAAGACCUCCACUAAUGUCCCUGCCAUCGUGGUGUCCUCUGCACCAGUUACGCCUCCUUCCCUCAGCCCGCCGGUCGUGACAGCCGCCUCCUCAGUUGCUCCAGCGAACGUGGAGCCGACGGCUGCUGCUGCUGCUCCUCCUCCUUCCGUUACAACCACUGCCUCCACCCCGACUGCACCGGCCAACAAGCCGUCAGCGGGCACCAACGACCCGGAGGAGGCGGCUCGCGUCCUGGCCGAGAAACGCAGACAAGCCAGAGAGCAGCGGGAGCGAGAGGAGCAGGAGCGUCUGGAGCAGGAGCACAGGAACAGGAUCCUGCGGGAGGAGGCGAUGGCCCGGGAGGCCGAGGAGAGGAAGCGCAGGGAGGAGGAGGCUCGGUUCAUGGCCGAGCAGCAGCGCCUGAGAGACGAGGCCCAGCGAGCUGAGGAGGAGAAGGAGGCGCAGGAGAGGGCGAAAGCCGAGCAGGAGGAGAACGAGAAGCAGCAGAGGCAGAGAGAGGAGGCUGAAGCCAAAGCCCGUGAGGAGGCCGAGCGUCAGCGCGUCGAGAGGGAGAAACACUUCCAGAAAGAAGAGCAGGAGCGACUGGAGAGGAAGAAGCGCCUUGAGGAGAUCAUGAAGAGGACUCGGAAGAGCGAUGCAGGAGAUAAGAAAGAAGUGAAAGCUUCUCCGCAGGUCAACGGCAAGGACUCGGAGCUCGCUCCUGGGAACCUCCAGGGGGCGUCGGUCCUCAGCCCGUCCCAGAACGCCACCGGCUCCGUGGUGGUGAACGGCGUCCAGCCCUCCGCCCACCAGAACGGCGUCUCGGCCCCGAACGGAGAGGCCGCAGACUUCGAGCAGAUCAUCCAGCUGAAGAGCGGCGGUGGCGGCGGUGGCGGCGGCGGUAACCCCGGCAACCAGCAACAGAGCGGGAUGGUCGGCGAGCCGAUCCUGGCCUUCGAGGGAGGAGAGCCCUUCUUGAUGAAAACAGGCCCUAUGAAGCCUCAGCAUGUCGCAGAGGUCCUGUGAGUCGCCACCCAUCCACGGAGACGCGCCUUAUGUCUCUGCUUGAGCUAUGAGAUUCAUGCCACACCACAGCGGCUUAUAAAACAGUGUGCCAAACAACCAGUGUUCGACUGACUUCACACCUACAGUAUAUCUGCCACCGAGGAAGAGGAGGAGAACGAGGAGGAGGAACGAGGAGGAGGAGGAGAACGAGGAAGAGGAGGAGGAACAAGGAGGAGGAACGAGGAGGAGCUGAACUCUGCCUGGAAACCCAUCUGAAACAUUAAAAAAAAAAAAAAAAAAAACAAAGUAAUAAACAAAAAAUGCAAGUAUUCUCUGUCUUCACCGCGUGUUCUGGUGCAGCAUCUGUCGAGUUUUAUUGAAAUGUCACAUGCAGAUUUUAUGGUGCACCUUAAAGAUGACUGACUGUGUAACAAAUUUUAGAAAAUACAGUAUAAGAACCUGGAAAUACAUACUAUUUGACAAUGGUUGUUAUUAUUACCGUUGCUACGAUAUUGUUAUUGUUAUCUUAAGUUGAACAAUGUGCGUGUGUGCGUGUGUGUGUUUGCUGUUUUUUCUGUCUUGAAUUGUUGAGUUAUUUAACAUGGGGAGCAUCGUUAAGGACCGGCCACAGACAGUGUAUGUAAAUGUAUAAUGAGCCUGGCUGCCUCGGCCUCCUGUUACAGGGGAUCUGUGAAAUAAAGCUUUAUGAAAGGGA
This is a messenger RNA of Mugil cephalus (flathead mullet), 3436 nucleotides long. RefSeq names its product MAP7 domain-containing protein 1-like. Gene Ontology annotation, biological process: microtubule cytoskeleton organization. The transcript is spliced from 18 exons. Bases 301 to 2742 code for a protein of 813 amino acids. NCBI's taxonomy places the organism in Eukaryota, Metazoa, Chordata, Actinopteri, Mugiliformes, Mugilidae. The record is from RefSeq and is a predicted model, not a curated record. Gene Ontology annotation, cellular component: microtubule cytoskeleton.